Molecule: messenger RNA, 444 nt
Organism: Orbicella faveolata
Lineage: Eukaryota; Metazoa; Cnidaria; Anthozoa; Scleractinia; Merulinidae
Molecular function (GO): gamma-glutamylcyclotransferase activity
Source: RefSeq, a predicted model, not a curated record
AUGGAGAUGUACUUUGGCUUCGCUUCAAGCUUGAGCGAAAGAAAAAUGGCAGAACGCGGAGCUAAGUACCUCUCACGUGAAAGCGCAGUACUUCCAGGAUUUCGUCUUGAAUUCAGCAGCAACUGGAAAGAUGACGGCUUUGGCUACGCUAAUAUUGUCCUCGACGAAGGAUCUGAGGUUCAUGGCGCCCUCUACGCGUGCGAAAAAGGAACCUUGACCAGUUUGGAUCGUGAACACAUUCACGAAGGCAACAGAUUUUGCCGAGUUAUUGUUCAAGUCGAAACUAAAAAUGGCGAAGCAGUGAAUGCUGUAGCGUAUCGAGCUAACGAAGAGUUCGUUAACAAGCAGCUUAAACCGAGUGAAGCUUAUCUGAACGAAAUUCUUGAAGGAGAAGACAUUAUUCCGAAAGACUAUGCCGAGUAUAUACGAAGCUUUAAGGAUUGA